Messenger RNA from Cyclopterus lumpus (lumpfish), 1436 nucleotides. RefSeq names its product UFM1-specific peptidase 1 (non-functional) (gene ufsp1). Lineage: Eukaryota; Metazoa; Chordata; Actinopteri; Perciformes; Cyclopteridae. The transcript has a single exon. The record is from RefSeq and is a predicted model, not a curated record. The coding region runs from base 81 to 863 and encodes 260 amino acids.
GGUGGGACAGAUGUCGCAGUUACACCAGAAUACUUCCGGGAGAAUAGUUCCUGUUUACAAAUUAAAAUGCAGUGCGUUAAAUGAGAAGUCUGUGCCCUCGUCACAGACAAUUGGGUACAAUGGAUAACAAUGUUGUGGUGGCGGAAGCUGAGGAGAUCAACUGGGGAGAAAGUAGAGCUGAAGACGGGAAGAUUAUGAACAAGACCGAAACCUUAUCAAGUAAUGUCCACGUCGGUCUCCCCGACCCACUCACAGAUGCUGUAAAAUGUUCUCUCAUAAAAGGAGACUAUCUCUACUUCCAUUACGGCUGUGAUGGACAAGACGACAGGGGCUGGGGAUGUGGCUACCGCACCGUUCAGACAAUGGCUUCCUGGCUUUGCCGUAACUGCCUCCCGUUGAAGGACAAACGCGAAGCUCCGCCGAGCCUGCCGGAAAUCCAGCACGCCUUGGUCACCGUGGGGGACAAGCCGGGCUCGUUCUCGCGCUCCAGGGAGUGGAUAGGAACAUUUGAAGCCUCCCUGAUCCUUGACCUUUACUAUGACGUCCCCUGUAAACUGGUGCACGUGAGAGGCGGCGGGGCAGAGCUGGAGCGCGUCGCAGUGGAAGAGCUCCAUCGGCACUUUGAGGAGCACGGCUCUCCAGUCAUGAUGGGAGGGGACAGGGACAACUCCUCCAAGGGGAUAUUGGGGGUGUGCACUGGGGACACUGGUAGCCACUUGCUCGUCGUGGACCCGCACUACUAUGGAGGUCCGCUGGAGAAGACCGAGCUGCAGGAGCGCGGGUGGGUGGCGUGGAAAAGGGUGUCGUCUCUAGAUCAGUCUUCAUUCUACAAUCUGUGUCUGCCUCAGAGCGCCAACAAAUGAACAUAAACUAAGCGACAGACGUGUUCCUGUAACUUACAAUGUCCUGACUGUGAAGCUCUAAGGUGUCCUGUGAGGGCAGACCCUGUAAUUGACUGCAACGCCAUCCUGUGGAUGAAAUCAGCAACUACAGCGUAUUUGAAGAACAGGGUGAUUUAGAAAAAGGAAAAAAACUUGAUGAGCAAUUUCUUCAUUAUUGCUAUUCCUUACUAAAAUUCAGCUGAAUCUUUAAGUAUUUCCCUCGAUGGUGCUUUAGUUUGUAUUCAUUUUAAAAAUCUCUCCAUGUGUGAAUCAAUAGUGUUACUACCAUUCGUACCAACAAUUAAUUCACCGUAGACAUUGCAGAUGUUUGGAUUUUAUUGGACUUUUGACCAUCAAUUAAUCAAGUAAUUUUUCAACCAAAUAUACUUUGAUUCUAUUCUUCUCAAUUGUCCACCGUUGGUUUGAAUAAAAAAGCAAUGUGUAGAUUUUGGUUCCCUAGAGAUGUGAUGGACAUGUUUCCUUUUUAAAAUAUUAUUUUUCCACACGUAGACUUAACGAUUAGUCGAGAAUAAUAAAGUGGAAUCUAAAUGAAAA